ACAAAUAGCUUCCUAUUGCUGGGAUUUUCCAGUUUUCCAGAUCUUAAAGCUGUGAAUUUUAUCCUCAAUUAUGAAUUGCAAAGAAGAGAUAUGCUGAUCAGGUAUAGGAUCUAAAAUAACUUCUUAACUACAAUCCUUAUGAGGGAAGUAAUCAUCUUCAAAUUUAGUCCCUUAAUCCCAUGGUACAGAGAUGAGAUUAUAUCAGUGGAAGAAUCCAUUUCCAUAAGAAGAGACAAAACCAACUGAACUGAAUAUAUAUUAAGAUGCAGAGCAUGAAGAUUCAUACCUUAAAUAGAGAUUAAAAUAGGGAAGAAGUUCAUCUAGUCGAAUGUUAGCUGGAUUUAUCACAUUAUUUCCUCAAUAUUUUGUGCCAAAGAAAAAAGACACAAAGGGGAUAAUCUUCAACCAGCAUCCUGAAGAAAAUUAUGAAAUAGAAACACAAAAUGUCAUCCACUUCAGAGGAAGACUAAAGCUCUGCUGAUACAUUUUCCUGAAUGGAUGGAAUCCUGAAAGUGUAAAGAGAAUGGAACUGCCCUGAUCUCCAUUGCACAUUUGCAUACUUAAGCAGAAUAUACUAGUAUGACAUCUACUUUUGCCUUCCAAAUGUAAGGACAGUAGUAGACAUGAUCUAAGAAUCCAAUGAAGCAAAUGUAAGUAGUGCUCACUUUCAGAUGUUUUGCCAGAAAAUAUAUGAGAUCUUGGAAACUCAGAAGCUUAGCUGUGUGCACAGAUCUUUCCUACUCACUGCAACACUUCCUUGCCUUCAGAAAAAAAAUAUAGAAAUUAGGAAAGAUAGCUGGAGAAGAAUUGUGGAAGCAUCCAAAAACAUCACAGACAACAAGGAAAGCAUUUUCAUGUGAAUUAGAAUUCUUUUUGAUUUUACAGCUCUUUAAAGGGAUAAUUGAAAGAACUGAACUAGUCCCUUCUUUUUGCUACAUGGAGGCUGCAAUGAAGUGAAAAAAUGUUUUGCACUCUCAGUCAGAUUUUAUUUUAAAUGGAAGACACCAACCAGACAAACGUCAGCUUCUUCAUCCUUUUGGGAUUCCCUACCAAUGCAGAGCUUCAGAUUCUUUUCUUUGUCCUCUUCCUCUUUGCUUAUCUGAUGAUUGUAAUGGAGAAUAUCAUAAUCCUUGUAGUUAUUUGGGUCAACAGUAACCUUCAUAAGCCCAUGUACCUCUUUUUAUGUAACCUUUCUUUCCUUGAAGUCUGGUACAUUACUACUAUUGUCCCUAAAAUGUUGGGAAAUUUUCUAUCACAAGAAAAACACAUCUCCUUCCAGGGCUGCCUAACACAAUUGUAUUUCUUUGUCAGUUUUAUGUGCAGUGAAUUUGUUCUUCUGGCUGUUAUGUCCUAUGACCGUUAUUUGGCUAUAUGCUAUCCACUUCGUUACCCAGUCCUCAUGAACAAUAAUUUCUGUGCUUGGCUUUCAGCAGGAUGCUGGAUAUGUGGUUUUGUCACCUCCAUGAUCAAGCUUAGCUUUAUUGGUCAACUGAAGUAUUGUAACACUUACAAGAUCAAUCACUAUUUCUGUGAUAUUUCACCCCUCUUGAAUGUUUCUUGCACUGAUUCUUCCAUAGCUGAACUGGUAGACUUCAUCCUGGCUCUAAUGGUUAUCAUGGUUCCCCUCUGUAUGGUUGUUGCAUCAUACAUUUACAUCAUUUCAACCAUCCUGAAGAUUCCUUCAGCUCAGGGAAGAAAGAAGGCUUUCUCCACAUGCAGUUCUCACCUCACAGUGGUUGUACUCUUUUACUCCACCACACUCUUCACCUAUGCACGGCCCAAAGCUAUGUAUGCCUACAACUCUAACAAAGUUGUGUCAGUGCUCUACACUGUGAUAGUUCCUCUUUUGAACCCUCUAAUAUAUUGUCUCAGAAAUAAAGAGAUAAAUUGUGCCUUGAGGAAGACAUUUUCACGCCAAGGAAAUAUUUAGAAAAGCUCUUUAUCAUCAUAGGAAAUAGAACACUAUUAAAAAUUCUUUAUUACUUCUCUUUCAUUUAUCUCCCUUUUUCACAAACACAACUCAAGUAUUUUUGUAUUUUUAUGUAUUUAUGUAACUCAUAAUAAAAUAAAACUCAAACAUCUGGUUUCACUUUUUGAGUAAAUAUAAUUCUAUAUCCAUAAAACCAUAGAGAUAUAAACUUGAUAGAGGCUGUUAAAAGAAAAUUGUGGUCUUUUCCAUGUCUGGUUUAAUGAGCACAGGAUGCCUGUAUGAGGAGACUGCAACUUUUUUUUCAAGUUUUUUAUUAAUUUUACAAUAUUACAUUUACAUAUUUGAAAAGUAGCAUGGUGACAUGAGCACAGUAAUUCCAUUACAUUUAAAUAUCAUCAGUACAAAUCUCAGAAUAUUACAACAACUAAUUCCCUCUCUUUCCACCAUAAAAUCUACUGUCAUAUUCAGAUUAAUACAGUUCUUAUUCUAUCAAUCAA
This is a messenger RNA of Crotalus tigris (Tiger rattlesnake), 2427 nucleotides long. Its product is annotated as olfactory receptor 6Y1-like. The coding region runs from base 995 to 1930 and encodes 311 amino acids. NCBI's taxonomy places the organism in Eukaryota, Metazoa, Chordata, Lepidosauria, Squamata, Viperidae. The record is from RefSeq and is a predicted model, not a curated record. Gene Ontology annotation, molecular function: olfactory receptor activity; G protein-coupled receptor activity. Gene Ontology annotation, biological process: G protein-coupled receptor signaling pathway. Gene Ontology annotation, cellular component: membrane. The transcript is spliced from 5 exons.